AUGGCGCUUCUGGCAUGUCUACUAUAUCUGGCCUCAUAUGUUGCAGCGCUGCCCUUCUACCCGGCGCAAUCGCCAAUCCUGCUAGAUCAUACCCAAGGCUACAAGUUUGACCCCCUGUUACAUCUUCCGGGUAUUUCCCCGUACUUCGAUGCCGUGGGAUUCGGCCUGGAACAUGCAGCACCGCCGGGCUGUACAGUCACGGCUGCAUCAUAUCUUGUUCGGCAUGCUGCUAUUUACGCAAACGACGACGAGUAUGAAGAAUACAUCAAACCAUUCCUCUGGAAGCUAGAGAAGCACCGCCAAGGCUGGUCUGGUCCUCUCGAAUUCAUGUCGACAUGGGUCUCGCCAAUCUUAGAGGACCACCUAGAGGACAUCACUCCGUCAGGUGCAGAGGAUGCAAAAAAGGUUGGGAGUCAUCUUGUCAAACGAUAUCCGACACUGGCACCGACUGUGAAGAAGAUCUUGGCCGACAAGAAGCCCAGGACAUUUGACACUGCGGUAGCUCUAGCAAAGGCGUUUCCGAAUCACAAAAACAUCGAGGUUGUGCAAUUCCUCCACAACCAUAACGGCAGUUUUGACAGCCUGAUCCCUCACAAGAGUUGCUCGGCCUUCAGCAAGGACCCGGGUACCAAAGAGAUGGCUACGUUCGUCCACCACUAUGCGCCACACGUGUCUGGGCGGCUGGCACGAUUCACCCCUUUUGACUUGAGUGACAACGACGUUGUUGGCCUGCAGAGUCUCUGUGGUUACGAGUCAGCCAUCAGAGGCGAACAAAGUCCCAUCUGCGCAGUCUUCACUGAUGCGGAGUUCUUUGCUUAUGAAUAUGCUUGGGACCUCAAGUAUUCCCACAUGGUCGGCCCCCUGAACCCGUUGUCACCGUAUCUGGGCUUCCCCUGGCUUAAAACACAGAGCGAGCUCUUUCAGCAACUUAACCACGAACCGAACAGCGGCUCGGCAACAGAUACAGGCUCCGGUUGGCCACCAUCCCAGCGCUUCUUUCUCAGCUUCACCCACCGCGAAGUACCACCCUUUGUGGCCACGGCAUUGGGAAUAUUCAACUCGUCUUCUUCAGCCGUGGAAGAAUUUCCUACGGACCACAUCAAUUGGGCCCGAUCUUGGAGAAUGAGCGAUCUCAUCCCGUUCCUAGGACACGUCGGCAUGGAAAAAAUGACAUGUGAUGGUCGACCCGGGCGUGAGGGUGAGUACAUAAGAGUCAUUGCGAACACGGCGCCCCGGCCGAUACCUAGUUGCCAGGACGGUCCUGGAGCGAGCUGCUCGAUGGAGCAAUGGACCGACAUCAUUACGCAGGGAGCAGAGAAGUACAAAGACUACGACGAAAUCUGCAGCAAUACUUCAUGA
Messenger RNA from Cladophialophora carrionii CBS 160.54, 1359 nucleotides. RefSeq lists its product as uncharacterized. The record is from RefSeq and is a predicted model, not a curated record. Gene Ontology annotation, cellular component: fungal-type cell wall. Gene Ontology annotation, molecular function: acid phosphatase activity. The coding region runs from base 1 to 1359 and encodes 452 amino acids. The transcript is spliced from 3 exons. NCBI's taxonomy places the organism in Eukaryota, Fungi, Ascomycota, Eurotiomycetes, Chaetothyriales, Herpotrichiellaceae.